Molecule: messenger RNA, 1077 nt
Organism: Colletotrichum truncatum
Lineage: Eukaryota; Fungi; Ascomycota; Sordariomycetes; Glomerellales; Glomerellaceae
Source: RefSeq, a predicted model, not a curated record
AUGGCUGAUAUCGAUAAAUACACAGUUGGCUGGAUAUCUAACAUUAGGCUAGAGUACGUUGCUGCUACAGCCUUUCUGGACCGUAUAGAAAACCUCGAGCCGGUGAAUAACUUAGAGUAUACUUGUGGCAAGAUUGGAAAUCACAACGUCGUCAUCGCUUGUAUACCAACUGGGGAGCUUGGGGUGGCGGGCUCGGCUAUAGUUGCAACAAACUUAAAGAACAUCUUUCGCAACAUCAAGUUCAUACUGAUGGUCGGCAUAGCUGGAGGAGCGCCAAGUCUUGUUCACGAUAUUCGUUUGGGCGACGUUGUGGUUGGUUCCCGGGGGAGCAGUGGCAAACCAGGCGGUGUUUUCCAAUAUGACAAGGGCAAAAGUAUACAAAACCAGCCAUUCUAUUCGACUGGACGCGUAAAAGAGCCACCAGCGUUUCUGCAGCUCGCUGUGGAUAGACUCAAAGACAGAUACGAACGAGAUGGACAUCAGCUACAAGAAUCCAUCGAAGAAGUGUUGACAAGAUUCCCAAAGCUCAGACAAAGAUACCAGAAGCAAUCAGAUGAUGAUUUUCUGUUCAGAUCAGAUAUCAUUCAUGACGACAACUCACAAAAUUCCAACUGUUCUUGGUGCCCUGCCGACCCCACCAAUUUGAUUCUCCGACUAAGGCGAGAUGAAAACACAGACGACCCUUCUGUACAUCACGGUAUAAUAGCCUCAGCAAGCCAGGUGGUCAAAGAUGGACAUCUCAGGGACAAGCUUGCCUCUCAAAAAGACGUCUUGUGUUUUGACAUUGGAUCUGCUGGUGUGAUGGGUUAUUUACCGUGCUUGGUCAUCCGUGGUAUAUGCGAUUACUCGGAUUCCCAUCCCCGGCGCCUUUGGUACGGCUACGCAGCAAUGACCUCAACAGCCUAUGCAAAAGACCUUCUCAGUUGUAUACCUCAACAAGAUUUCGAGCUCAAGGGUAGUAACGCAACAACGCUGCUACAAAGCUCCGGAGUCGCCUCGACUGGUAUCUCAAGGAAAUUCCACGAUAGACCUCCGACAGAGAAACCAUUUAGGGAACGCGUACGAGCUUCACUCUAA